AUGGCAGACAAACGUUUAAUUUCUCCUGCAAAAUCGGACUACGUAGAUGUAGCCGAAGACAAUGAGUCAGUUGAAGGUAUUAGUGAGAUGUUAGAGCAAGUGAGUGUAAGCCAAGCGCCAUCACCAGUUCCAGUCGACUCUCAGGCAGAAGGUAUCAGGGAAACAACACUCAAAGUGCCCGAAAAGGCCACCACAUCUCGUGACAGGUCAAAGUCACCACCAGCAAUCGCCAACACAACACAAUUUAAGUUGACGUCUCAGAUGGCAAGGUACCAACAGCUCCAGUUCAUGUAUCAGGAUGUGCUUGAGCUAGUAAGACAGCCUGCGCUCAUGACAAUGAGUGUAAUUGAAGGUAAGCUCGCACAACUCAAUAAGCUGUGGACCUACUUUGUGGUAGAGCACGAGGCAUUAGGUGUUGAGUGCCGGCUAACACUCUUCAAGCACCCAUACAUGACUGAUCGAGUCUUUGGAAGUGCGUUGCGACUUCACUAUCACACCGAGUCAACGCUUCACCGUGUCAAAUCUGAAUUGCACGAAAAGGACAUUCAGAAGUCACUAGACGAGUACAGAUUGUCCACUCAGCAGGCAACUCUCCCGGAAAUAACCCUUCCGACGUUCUCAGGCGACUCCUCAGAAUGGACCCAGUUUCGUGAUAUGUUCACGUCUCUGGUACAUGAUCGUCAAGAUCUACGACCAGUUUCCAAGCUCCAUUACCUGGAAGCAAACCUGUCAGGCCCACCAUCGCAACUUAUCAGGCAUGCCAUCAUGAAUGAUGAUGGGUAUGAGCUAGCUUGGAAGCAACUGAAAGAAAGGUAUGAUAACCCUGAACAGCUCAUAUUCUCUCACAUAAAACAUUUGUUUAGCAUUCCAACACCAGCAUCUAAGUCAGCUGAACAGUUAGACAACUUAGUAGGCAUUGUAAAGCAGAACUUGGAUGCACUCAGGGCACUCAAUGUUCCAGCCGACUCAGCCGACUACUUUUUGAUCUAUUCGGUGGCUAGUAAACUCGAGCAACAUCUCCGAGAGUCCUGGGAGUUAGAACGGAGCAGAUCACGGUCUCCAACUACACUCAACAGUCUACUCAACUUCAUUUCAACCAGGGCACGUGCGAUGGAGUCAGCUUAA
This is a messenger RNA of Chelonus insularis, 1125 nucleotides long. RefSeq lists its product as uncharacterized. The coding region runs from base 1 to 1125 and encodes 374 amino acids. NCBI's taxonomy places the organism in Eukaryota, Metazoa, Arthropoda, Insecta, Hymenoptera, Braconidae. The transcript has a single exon. The record is from RefSeq and is a predicted model, not a curated record.